UUCACUACCAUUUACGAGUUUUCUCCCUCAGCCAUUCUAAUCUCUAUCAUUUCCCAAUGCUAUCUCUCCACCUUCUCCCCGGCGGCGCCAAUGUCAAACCACCAUUUUUCCCGGCGACCCUUCUCAACACCUCAACCCCACCCACAUUCUUCCCUUCCAAAACCCUAACCCUUCAAAACCCCAAACCAAAACCCUUUUCCGCAACCGCCCUCCUCCAGUGGAACCGCAAGCCCGAACUCGCCGGCGAAACCCCUCGCGUCUGCGUCGUCACCUCCGGCAAGGGCGGCGUCGGAAAAACCACCACCACCGCCAACAUGGGCCUCUCCCUCGCCCGUCUCGGCUUAUCCGUCGUCGCCAUCGACGCCGACGUCGGCCUCCGGAACCUCGACCUCCUCCUCGGCCUCGAGAAUCGCGUCAACUACACCGUCGUCGAGGUCCUCAACGGCGAUUGCAGGCUCGACCAAGCCCUCGUUCGCGACAAGCGUUGGUCCAAUUUCGAAUUGCUCUGCAUUUCAAAACCUAGAUCGAAACUCCCAAUAGGGUUCGGUGGAAAAGCCCUAAUCUGGCUCGUCGACGCUCUGAAAUCGCGGCCGGAGGGGUCGCCGGACUUCAUCCUGAUCGAUUGCCCCGCCGGAAUCGACGCCGGAUUCAUAACGGCGAUAACUCCGGCGAACGAAGCUGUUCUAAUAACAACCCCUGAUAUCACAUCCCUUAGGGAUGCUGAUAGGGUUACCGGUUUGCUUGAAUGUGAUGGUAUUAGGGAUAUAAAGAUGAUAGUGAACCGGGUUCGAACCGAUAUGAUAAAAGGUGAAGAUAUGAUGUCGGUUCUUGAUGUGCAAGAAAUGUUGGGUUUGCCUUUGCUUGGUGUGAUUCCUGAGGAUUGUGAAGUUAUUAGGAGUACUAAUAGAGGGUACCCUCUUGUUUUGAAUAAGCCUCCUACGUUGGCUGGUUUGGCUUUUGAACAAGCUGCAUGGAGGCUUGUGGAACAGGAUAGUAUGCAAGCUGUGGUUGUUGAGGAAGAGCCCAAACGUGGGUUUUUCUCCUUUUUUGGUGGCUAGGAUUUGGAAAUUUUGUGUGUUUUUUUUUUUGUUUGGCUUUUGUAGCAGGGUUUGUAAUGGUUGUAUUGAGAUGCAAUUUGUUUUGGGCUAGGUGGAAGCUGUGUACAGUUUGGGGUUAGUGAAGCUUGUCUUUCUUGAUUUUGUUCAUUCAAUAUCUCUUUUUUUCUAUAAUUGACUAGUAAAUAUAUUCUGUUAGU
Molecule: messenger RNA, 1255 nt
Organism: Gastrolobium bilobum
Lineage: Eukaryota; Viridiplantae; Streptophyta; Magnoliopsida; Fabales; Fabaceae
Product: septum site-determining protein minD homolog, chloroplastic
Exons: 1
Coding region: 57-1058 (333 amino acids)
Biological process (GO): negative regulation of cell division
Cellular component (GO): cytoplasmic side of plasma membrane; cytosol
Molecular function (GO): ATP binding; ATP hydrolysis activity
Source: RefSeq, a predicted model, not a curated record